This is a messenger RNA of Calliphora vicina (urban bluebottle blowfly), 6748 nucleotides long. It is a transcript of the gene woc, whose product is annotated as without children. The transcript has 12 exons. Gene Ontology annotation, molecular function: zinc ion binding. Lineage: Eukaryota; Metazoa; Arthropoda; Insecta; Diptera; Calliphoridae. The record is from RefSeq and is a predicted model, not a curated record. The coding region runs from base 758 to 5593 and encodes 1611 amino acids.
UGUUUUUCAUUAUUUGGUUGUAAAGAAGCCGAUUAGAUUUUUUAUGUGUGUUUUUAAUACGGGUUAUUUUAACGCAAAUUUAUCGGUUAAAAUUGUACAAUUAUUUAAUAAAACAAGUAAAAAAGUGAAAUUUAAAUAAACUACAAUAAGACAACGCCAAAAUCCAAUGGAAUAUUCAAUGUUAAAGUGUUGGAAAAUUUAUGAUAAAUAUUGAAGCUGACACAAGUGAUUACUCUUACGUUUCUUUUUUAUACACCAAUAGCAGGCAGCAUUUUUUCAUUUUUCGUUUCGCUUGUACAUUUAUAUUCCACCUCAUUCCGUAGAGGCGGACGAGAAAAAAAUAAAAUCUGUAAAAACGAACUUUAUAAAUUUAAUGAAUAUAUACCGAAAAAUUGCGGAAAAGUUUUUGAAAAAAUUAUAAAACUUUACAAGAAAGGUGCUUUGUUUGUAUAUUGCUAAAAAAAAAACAAAAAGAAAGAAAAACAAGACGGCUUUAGGUGGGCCGCAUACGAUAUAUUAUUACACUCGUGGAGUUCCCACUGUGCGUGCUGUACUUCUAAAAAAUUUACCAGCACACACAUUGACAAGGGUUUGUUUCUUGUAUAAGACCUUUCAGAGUUUUUUUGGUCUUGUAAUAUUGGAUUUAUAAAGAAUUGUUAAAAACUUUAUACAAAUAAUAAUUUAAAUUUGACCUGAAGUUAAUGUCUAUAUAUCCUCUAUUGUCGAUUUGCGUACUUGUGGAUAACAUAAUAUUAAAAUGGAGGAAAUAUCAAGUUUAGAUUCAUUUCAAACGGACGAAGCAAAUUCUUCGGCUCGGCCGGAGUCAGAAAAUACGCAACAUUCUUAUAAAGACGUGGAAGAAAACACAGCUCCCGGAGGUGGUGGUGGAGGGGCUAUUGAUACCAGAGAUGAUGGUGAUGCUACCAAAGAUAGUAACGCACCAGAUGAUGAAGGUGGGGCAAAUGAAGAUGAUUUUGAACAAAUCUCAGAGGGAACGUUUGAAGUAGAUGAAAAUUCUCGUGCUACAUCAGCAGGACCGCCGCCCGAAGAUGGCGGAGGAAAAGGUGAGGAGGAUGAUGGAGGAGAAUCGCGAGAUUUUGAAGAAGUUGAUGCCAAUAUAUCAGGGAAUAAUCCGACGACUGUCGAAGAAUCAGAUAUGUUGGGAGAGGCUGACAACACUUUGCCCCAGUCUGGUGAUGAAGACGACAAUGCCAUGGAUAUGGAUCGGAGGGGCAAUAAUGAAAAUCAGGAAGAAAAAGAGGGUGGUGAUGACUGUGAUGAUGACUCAAACAAUAAAUCCUACGAUCGUAAUGAUAAUGAACAACAAGAUGAGUCUAUGGAACCCCUGCAACAAGAAGCUGAUGAAGACGAUAGAGAUGAUGGUGGAGAUCGACAAGAAAAUUCGAAUGAAAACAAGGAUGAUGGAAGUCGCGAUGAGGACAUCGAUGAUGGCGAAAAGGAUAAAGAUGUUGACAAAGACGAUGGAAAAAAAGACAAUACUGAAACGGCGGAGGCCGAUGAUGAUGAACCUGUUGAGAAUGUACAAGAACCAGAAGAAUCUGAUGUUUGCUUAAUACCUGAUGACACAGAGUCGACAGUUACGGAUGCCGAAAAGGAGCAAGCAAUAUUAGCACGUGAAAAUGCUGAAAAGAGAAGCGAAGACAAAGAAAAUAGCUCCAAUGAAAAGAGCAAAGAAGCCGAAGAAAAAGAAACCAGUGAAGAACACACUGAGGCUGGCUCAUAUUCUCACGAAGCGCGUGCUCAAGCUAAUAAAGCAGCUGGAGCCGAAGCUCAAGUCAGUGUAAAUCAAGCAAAUGAUGAAGAGAAUAACUCAAAUGAGAAUGCCGAUGCUGAGGAGCCGCUCUUAGAAGAAAUGCACUCAAGUACAAACGAAGCCAAUAGUGGUGCAAAAACAAUUAUUGGUUGGAUUGUAACCGCCACUCAAAAGUGCGUGCAAUGUAAUGAGGAAAAGGCCUGUGGUUUUCGUUUCAAAAAUCCGGACACGUCCGAAUUUGAGUAUUUGUGUGAACAAGGUUGUUGUUCACAUUUUAUGGAGUCAAAUACUGGCAAAUACUUUAUACGCCGUAAAAAGUUUUUGAUUGAAGAACUACCGGCGAGCGAAAGCAGGGACGAUGACGAUGCCGAGGCUAAUAGUCAUUCAUGUUUACAAUGUAGAGAGGAUAAAACGUGUAAAUAUUUCUUUAAGCAAGAUGAUGACACCUUUUAUAUUUGUAACGAUGAUUGCUUCAAUUUACUGAAUGCCGAAGAACCAGAUAAAUUUAAACUAAAGAGACACUCGAUUAGAGUACGGAAUAUCGGUGCUACAACGAUUUCAAACGAUAAUGCCAAAAAAUCUGGCGAAACUGAGUCAAGAGUAGUUGCUCGAACAUCGGGUGAAGCCGAAGCUGCCCGUCUGGAAAGAGCAGCUAGUUUUGUGCGCCGCUGUGCUGACUGUUUUUCAGAAAUAACUCUGGGUGACAAGAAUCUCAUAUGGGAAACUAUGGAUUUUUGUAAUGAAAUUUGUUUGGGUAAAUACCAGCGUACGAUUGGAGCCAAUUGUCAGACAUGCCAUGGAGACGUACCCCACCCAGCUUUGGGUAAAUAUUGCGUACGCUUUGGUUUCGAUGUGCGUCAAUUCUGUUGUGCAGCUUGCUUAAAUGAAUUUAAAAAGGGUUUAAAAACCUGCUCCUGUUGCCAGAAGGACAUUUCCUCCGGCAAUGAAGGUUUCUUAGCCCCUGUCGGCGACAAAGAGCAGUUUAAGGAUUUCUGUUCACAGUCCUGUAUGCGACGCUAUGAUAAUAUUGCCAAUCCCAAGAAGAACAUGCGCAAUGAUAUAUGUGCUGUGUGCAAUAAUGACAAACCGGUUCGAGUUGAAAUUAUUUUGGAGGACAAAGAACAUAAUUUCUGUUCAAAUCCCUGCUUUUCAGCUUUUAAAUUCGUCAGCAAUAUUGUGGCCGAUCAGUGCGGCAUGUGUUGUAAAUAUUUUGAACGUAAAGCUACUGAAUCCUUCACCAUUUACUCGGAAAAACGUGCAAAAGUAUUUUGUACACGUGUCUGCCUUAACAUUUACAUAGUGCUCAACCGUCGCAUCGUCUCCUGUCAGUGGUGUAAAGUGAAAAAAUAUAAUUUCGAUAUGAUUCUUAAGCAACAGGACAAUCAGGAAGUUCAAAUGUGCUCCUUGAACUGUCUCACACUGUACGGCGUUUCAAUUAAUGCUUUUUCACGCACUGUCACUAAAUGUGAUAAUUGCACAAAUAUGGCUACACCCCAAUACCAUUUGACCAUGUCUGAUGCAUCAAUGCGUAAUUUUUGUACAUAUCAAUGUGUUAUGCAGUUCCAAAGUCAAUUUGCUAGAGCUCCGCUUACAUUGGAGAGCGAUAAUCCCAAGUCAUCGAAUAUAUCAUCGUCUGCUCAUCAAUCGAGUGGAAAAUCGGGCAAGGGAGCAGCACCAUUCCCUACAGGUUUGCCGAAACGUGUGAAGUUAAAGGGUAGUUCUCAACAAACACCAUUACAUAUAAAAUUGCCCAGUAAAAGCUCGGCUUCCAAACAAAAACAGCCAACGAUGCCAGUAAUAUCGACCGUAUCGUCAUUGGCCAGCGGAGAGACCGAAACAAUGAUUGGUAAUGUUACCGUUAGACGAACUCGAGUACGCGGGCGCAAAGCAGAAUCUCCCACUCCUCCAGCGCCAUCUGUACCAGCCGUUACAAAUAAUAGCCAACAAUUGAUAAGAGGUAGACCACGUAAGAGCGCGAUUAUUGAGCGUUCCCUAACGCCCUCACCACCCAGAACUAAUAACAAACGUGGUGGCGCUGGUAAUAGUAAUAAUGUGGUGGAAAAGAUUGUCGAGAAGGUAUCAGUGCAAACGGAGACCAAAAUUGUGGCCGUACCACCGUAUCCGCCUGCUGUUAGAAAUGUACAGACCAGUUGUAAACCGCGCACAACUACAGUUGGUAUACAAUCGGAACCAGAAACUGCUACAGUGGGUACUCAAACGGACAAGGAUUACUCAAACAAGGUAUUGAUACCCGUGCCAGUGCCCAUUUAUCUGCCACAGCCGAUGUACAUGUACUCUGCACCCUUCCCAGUGCCAGUUCCUAUUCCACUUCCCAUUCCCGUUCCUAUCUUUAUACCUACAACUCGUAACUCGGCACAGGGUAUUAUGAAAGAAAUUAAAAAGAUCCAAGACAAAAUGCCAGCCGAUCCAUUUGAGGCUGAACUUUUGAUGAUGGCCGAAAUGGUAGCUGAAGAGAAACGGGAAUCUGACUCCGAUUCGGAGGAUGAAGUGAAACCUGAUCCUGCUGUUGUAUCGUUGCAAUACAAUAAUAGUGUACAACAGGUUGAUGUAACCAACAACUCGUAUGGCGAAGAUGUCUUGCAAAUGGCACUUAAAAUGGCCACAGGGGAUUAUGAUCAGCCAACAAGUACGAUUGAUCUGGAAUCGGCUGUAACGGCUAAUACAAUAACAAAUCCUCCGCCUGGCAUGGUGCAACACGACGAUUCCAUGAGUCACAUGAGCGGUCAUCAUAUGCAGCAGCAACAUCACAUGAUGGAUGCUCAAAGAGGCGCUCGUGGCCGCAAACGCGGAGCCGCUGUUGUUUCUUUAGUCUCACCGCGCAACAAUCGCUCACCCGUUAAACGCCAACGCAUUGAAGAAAUGGAACCAACACCACAGGCACAACCACAACCUAUGCAACCGGUUGAGAAACCUGACGCCAACAUGUGUUUAAAAUACACCUUUGGUGUUAAUGCCUGGAAACAAUGGGUAAUGACUAAAAAUGCCGACAUUGAAAAGAGUUCGAUGAGAAGACGUCCAUUCAAAACCGAACUACUGCAAAUGACUGCAGACGAACUAAAUUAUUCAUUGUGUCUAUUCGUCAAGGAAGUAAGAAAACCCAAUGGCACCGAAUAUGCUCCCGAUACCAUUUACUACUUAGUAUUGGGCAUUCAACAAUAUCUUUAUGAAAACGGACGUAUUGACAACAUAUUUACGGACACUUAUUACGAACGUUUUACGGACUGUCUAGAUGAGGUAGCCCGCAAAUUUUCAGUACUCUAUAAUGAUUCGCAAUAUAUUGUUACCCGUGUGGAAGAAGAACAUUUGUGGGAAUGCAAACAAUUGGGAGCCCAUUCACCGCACGUUUUAUUAAGCACUCUUAUGUUCUUUAAUACAAAACAUUUCAAUUUAACUACCGUCGAAGAGCACAUGCAAUUAUCAUUUUCACAUAUUAUGAAACAUUGGAAGCGUACUGGUCAAACAGCCAAAACACCUGGUUCACGUAAUGUCUUAUUACGCUUUUAUCCACCACAAGCUGGACUUGAUGCCAAUCCCCGCAAAAAGAAAGUUUAUGAACAGCAAGAAAACGAAGAAAAUCCCUUACGUUGUCCAGUUCGUUUAUAUGAAUUCUAUUUGUCCAAAUGUCCGGAAAGUGUUAAAACUCGUAAUGAUGUCUUCUAUUUGCAACCAGAACGUUCUUGUGUACCCGAUUCACCAGUAUGGUACUCCACACAGGCUCUCAGUCAAGAGGCAUUACAGAAAAUGUUGCAUCGUGUAAAAAUGGUUAAGGAAAUUAAUAUAGCGCUAUUGACAAGUUAAUCAUCUCAAUUUUAAAAGAUGAUUUAGCAACGAACAGCACAUUUACAUAAAAAUCACUAUGAUUUUAAUUGCUGCUUAAAGCGUGCAAUUUAAUAGAAAUACUAAUUCACAUUAUUUUUCUUUUUUUUUUUUGCAAAUUUUUUCAAUAAUUUUAAAUGGAAGAAUAUAAGAAAUACAAAAUUAAUAUUUUUCAUUUAAAAAAUAUCAAUAUAAAAAAAACAGAAACACUUAAAACAGCAAGUUAUUGGAUAAUAUUAAAGGAGUGAGUGGUACAGCGUUAAUUUCGUUCGUUUUGUAUUUGUACAAUUAAUGUAUUUUUUGAAUUGAAAUAAAAACACACAUAUAAAAUCACAAAACAAUAUAAACGUACAUACACUUUAUAUACACACACAACAAAAAAUAAACAUAUAUAUUUAAUAAUAAUAAUAAUAAAACAAACACAAAUUUGAUAUUUGUAAUGUUAAUAAUAAUAAUAUAAUAAUAAUCUUAAUAAAAUAUAUGGAAUUAAAAACUUUUAACAAGUAAUAAAAUUUGGGGUUUUAAAAAAAGAACGAAAAAAAUUAAACUUAACAGGACAUGUGUACACAACAAAUAUAAAUACAUACAUAUAGUAUAUUUUUAUUAUAUAUACAAACAGGCAUAUAAAUAUAAAAUUUUUUAAUCUAUUUUUUUUUAAAUUUAGUUUUUUUUUUAUUUGUGCAAAGCACAUUUUUAUUAUUGCAGUUUUUUUUAACAACAUUCAUACUUUUUUAUGACGCCAGACAACCUUGUAAUUUUGUUGAUCUAAAACUUAUACAUAUUUUCAAGUCAUAUUUCUUUUUUAAUUUAAUCAAAUUACCCCACUUGAAAAAAGAUCUAGCUAUUAAGAUAUAGUUAUUUAAGUACCAGAAAAAAAUAAAUAUAUAUUACAUUAAGUUGUUCUUCUCUUUUAAUCAUAUAAUUAAAUUCUGUAAAUGUAAAAAAAAAAUCUAACCUUUAAAUAAUUUCAUUCAGUCAACAAUUAUUUUCAAAAGGUUCAUUAGUUUAUUCGAAAUUUAGCUGAAUAUAAGUGAAUAAUUAUAUAUAAAUACAUAUGUAUGUAUAAUUAAUGAAUUUGAAGAAAUGACAUCCAGCUUUUGGUUUGAAGAAUGAAAUAAACUCCUUUUUGUAAGUAAA